Molecule: messenger RNA, 2386 nt
Organism: Eptesicus fuscus (big brown bat)
Lineage: Eukaryota; Metazoa; Chordata; Mammalia; Chiroptera; Vespertilionidae
Gene: INTS10
Product: integrator complex subunit 10
Exons: 18
Coding region: 94-2307 (737 amino acids)
Biological process (GO): snRNA processing
Cellular component (GO): integrator complex
Source: RefSeq, a predicted model, not a curated record
GCGGCGGCGGCGGCGGCGGCCACGGCGUUGGCAGUGUCUCCGGAGCCGGAAGGUUCGGCUGCUUCAGGCCAGCGGCCCGACCCCUCCUGGGCCAUGUCGGCCCAGGGCGACUGCGAGUUCCUGGUGCAGCGAGCCCGGGAGUUGGUGCAGCAGGACCUGUGGGCGGCCAAGGCGUGGCUGAUCACGGCCCGCAGCCUCUACCCCGCCGACUUCAACAUCCAGUACGAGAUGUACACCAUCGAGCGGAAUGCGGAGCGCACCGCCACCGCGGGGAGGCUGCUGUACGACAUGUUUGUGAAUUUCCCAGAUCAGCCGGUGGUAUGGAGAGAAAUCAGCAUUAUUACAUCAGCAUUAAGGAACGAUUCACAGGAUAAACAAACCCAAUUUUUAAGAAGUUUAUUUGAAACUCUUCCUGGUCGGGUCCAGUGUGAAAUGUUACUCAAGGUUACGGAACAAUGCUUCAACACAUUGGAACGAUCAGAAAUGCUGCUGCUGCUUUUGAGACGCUUCCCUGAAACAGUGGUGCAGCAUGGGGUUGGCCUUGGGGAGGCACUGCUAGAGGCCGAAACCAUUGAAGAACAGGAAUCUCCUGUUAACUGCUUUAGAAAAUUGUUUGUUUGUGAUGUCCUUCCUUUAAUAAUUAACAACCAUGAUGUUCGGUUGCCUGCCAAUUUAUUAUACAAGUACUUGAACAAAGCAGCUGAAUUUUAUAUCAAUUAUGUCACCAGGUCUACUCAGAUAGAGAAUCAGCAUCAAGGUGCGCAAGAAACAUCUGAUUUAAUGUCACCUAGCAAACGUAGCUCUCAGAAGUACAUAAUAGAAGGAUUGACUGAAAAAUCAUCCCAGAUUCUGGACCCUUGGGAGAGGUUGUUUAAGAUUUUGAAUGUUGUUGGAAUGAGAUGUGAAUGGCAGAUGGAUAAAGGAAGACGAAGCUAUGGUGAUAUUUUGCACAGAAUGAAGGAUCUCUGCAGAUACAUGAACAACUUUGAUAAUGAAGCUCAUGCAAAAUAUAAAAACCAAGUGGUUUAUUCCACAAUGUUGGUCUUCUUUAAAAAUGCAUUCCAGUAUGUCAAUAGCAUACAGCCAUCUCUCUUCCAAGGUCCUAAUGCCCCAAGCCAAGUUCCACUGGUUCUCCUGGAAGAUGUAUCAAAUGUGUAUGGUGAUAUAGAAAUUGAUCGUAAUAAACACAUACAUAAAAAGAGGAAACUGGCUGAAGGAAGAGAAAAACCCAUGCAGAGUUCAGACGAUGAGGACUGUUCAGCAAAAGGAAGGAAUCGUCACAUUAUCAUCAAUAAAGCAGAACUUGCUAACUCAAUUGAAGUGUUAGAAAGCUUUAAGUUGGCCAGGGAGAGCUGGGAGUUGCUCUAUUCCCUAGAAUUCCUUGACAAGGAAUUUACAAGAAUUUGUUUGGCAUGGAAGACGGAUACUUGGCUUUGGUUAAGAAUCUUCCUCACUGAUAUGAUCAUCUAUCAGGGUCAAUAUAAAAAGGCAAUAGCCAGCCUGCAUCACUUAGCAGCUCUCCAGGGAUCACUUCCUCAGCCACAGCUCACGGGACAGGGCACCUUGGAGCACCAGAGGGCGCUCAUCCAGCUGGCCACUUGCCACUUUGCUCUAGGGGAGUACAGAAUGACAUGUGAAAAAGUCCUGGAUUUGAUGUGCUACAUGGUGCUCCCCAUUCAAGAUGGAGGCAAAUCACAGGAAGAACCUUCAAAAGUAAAGCCCAAAUUUAGAAAAGGUUCGGACCUGAAGCUUCUGCCUUGUACCAGCAAGGCUAUCAUGCCGUACUGCCUGCAUUUAAUGCUAGCUUGUUUUAAGCUUAGAGCUUUCACGGACAGCAGGGAUGACAUGGCUCUGGGGCAUGUGAUCGUAUUGCUUCAGCAGGAGUGGCCGCGUGGAGAGAAUCUUUUCUUGAAAGCUGUCAAUAAGAUUUGCCAACAAGGAAAUUUCCAAUAUGAGAAUUUUUUCAAUUAUGUUACAAAUAUUGACAUGCUGGAGGAAUUUGCCUACCUAAGAACUCAGGAAGGUGGGAAAAUCCAUCUGGAAUUACUGCCCAAUCAAGGAAUGCUGAUCAAGCCUACUAGCCCUCCCAUGGGGUUACUGCAGCAGGAAUUCUUACCUGUGCUUCAGCCCAGCAUACAGACUGCUGACAGGCACCACACGGUCACUCGGGGCAUCACCAAGGGCGUGAAGGAGGACUUCCGCCUGGCCAUGGAGCGCCAGGUGUCCCGCUGUGGAGAGAACUUGAUGGUGGUGCUGCACAGGUUCUGCAUCAACGAGAAGAUCUUGCUUCUGCAGACUCUGGCCUGACGGGAGCCCUUUCCGCCAGAGACGCAGACAUUUGGGGGAGACGUGAAGCCUUGAUAAAUGUCGCUUUACACCUCUUAAG